AUGCCCUACUUCUGGCUCUUUGCUACUGUCGCUGCUUUCGCCUCUGGCCCUCUGUGCCCAUUUGUCCUGCUCUUUGCCUGCAUAUUGCAGUUGCUUAUCGCUUUCCCUGUUACCGUCGCCUCGUUAUUUUGCUUGUUCAUGUUUUUCGUUUUCUUUCAUGAUCCCCUUGUUGCCUUUUGGCAUUCUCUUGUCGACGUUUGGGUGUGGUGUUCGUCUGACUGGGAUCCACGUAUUUUGCAAGCAAUGCGUGAUAAUGAAGAAGCAACCAAGUUCGUGAUGGAAGCCCGUGCAUUUUGGAAGGUGGUUGAUCUCGCAGGUGCUCCUCUUUAUGACGUUGCCGAUAUUGAGGGCCCUGCUGCUGAUGAGAUCGUUUCUGCUCGUGGUGAUGAGUCCGUUUUUGGUGUUGCUCCCGUUUUUGGUGAUGUCUCGUUUGCUCCUGUUGUUCGUCGUUCUGGUGUUUCUGCUGCUGGUGUUGGUGUCGCUGCUGCUUCUGCUCAUGCUCGUUUCGAAGGUGUUGGUGCUUCUGGUGUUGGUCGUGGACCUGUUUUUGGUGUUGAUGACGAUGUUGCUUUUGCUGGUGUUGCUCGUGAGGUGGUCCCUGCUCCUGGUGAUGAGGAUGCUGCUGUUGCUUUCGGUGUGGAGGGUGAGGAUGCCAUGGACGAGCUUGCCUUCCUGUUUGACCACUUAACCGUGGAUGAUCCUCUCGACGAGGACGCCUAUAUGGCUCCUCCCUUUGAUCGUCGUUACAUGGAACCAACUGAUUUGAUGGAACUUGACGAUGACUUGCUCUCGGUCAUGUCAGUUCAUAUGGAAAACUCUCCUUUCUUUCAAGAUGACGACGAUCCCAUUAUGAUCGAUAUGCCCUCUCCUAUCUUACCACCACGACCCGCUACGCCACCUCCAUCACCUCCUCCAUCACCUACGCCAACUCAUAUGGAGGUUGAUACCACACUCACUUCCCCUAUUGUCACUGCUACCGCUUCCACCACAACCACCACAAAUACCGACACCAACACUACGACUAUGCCCACACCUAUUGCUACCAUCACAACCACAACCACCGAUAUCACUCCUACCACCACUCAUUCCGCUACUGCUGUUGUCACUUCUCCUCCUCGUACUGUCCUUAAUCCCGCCAUGUCAUUCAUUCAAGCACGCAUCCAACAACUCCGCCAAUCAAACCGUCCUCGCACAACACCAUCAUCUAAUCCCGCAACAUCCUCUUCUACUGCCACGGUUACCACUUCCUCUCGUCCUCUGGUCAAUACCACUAUGCCACCACCACCACCUCGACCACGACGCAUCACUCUCACCGUCACACCACCUACCACAUCAUCAACAUCGACCACCACUUCCACUCGUUCUUCCACUGGUAUUGUGCGACCAGAUAUGCCACCACCUCCUCCACGACCACCACGAGCAAUCGCAACACCUUCUUCUUCUUCUUCCCGCUUGACAUCCUCCUCAUCAUCAUCUAAUUCCGCCACAAAUUCAUCACGUCUUGAAUCCGCCCAACCACCACCACCACCACAACAACAACAACAACAACCUCCUACCACCACAACCGCAACAUCCCCACCAUUAUCCUCCGAUGUGCUGGAAGCACAAAAGGCCCUUGGCCUAUUUGAUUGA
Messenger RNA from Lichtheimia ornata, 1632 nucleotides. RefSeq lists its product as uncharacterized. The coding region runs from base 1 to 1632 and encodes 543 amino acids. The transcript is spliced from 4 exons. Lineage: Eukaryota; Fungi; Mucoromycota; Mucoromycetes; Mucorales; Lichtheimiaceae. The record is from RefSeq and is a predicted model, not a curated record.